AUGUCCUCCGAAAAAUUAGGUCUGGUUCCGACCCAGAACGGGCUCAACUCUCAGCUCGUUUUCCAAGACGAGAACUUGCGCUUCAAUUGCGGAGCUCCGCCUCAGCGCCGGGUCGGGGAUUCGGGUCCGAAGACCCGAGAGCUCAGCGGUUUCAUUGACGACCGGUUUUUCGCGCCGCAAAGCGCUGAUUUCCGCCCCAGCAUGUAUAACGAGAAUCCGGACCGCCGGGAGCCACCCGAACCCCGAAACUGGAACUCGAAUGGAGCCGACACGACGCCGAGCGGUGAGGGAUCGGACGAGGAUGACGAUGACGACGACGACGAGGAUGACGUGGACGAUGAUGAUGAGGUUGAUGAAGGUGACGCUGAAGUUGGAGGGCUUGUCGGAGUGGAUAACAGAAACAAGGGCAUUGCUAGUAAUAAUGGAAACAAUGGGGAAGACAAAAUGGGAAAUGGGAAAGUUAAGCACCAUAACCAGCACCAUUCUUCUUUUGGUGGAACUGUGAUAGUAGGAUCAAGUAGAGAGGUGUUGGUGAAAGACCAUAGUGUGGGGCAGCAAAUAAUGAACAACAACACAAGGGCUAGUCCCAGUGAUACUCAGCAAGGAAGGCUUGGAAACUAUCACAAUGUGGUCACAGUCGCAGAACCAGACGGUGACAUUUAUUAUUCUCAGUAUUUGCAGGGGUCUGAGGGGUCUGGUUCUGCUCAAAAGGAUUCAGUUGUGGAAAAUGGAUGUGGGUUUAGUGGAAGAAAGGAUGUUAUGUAUUCGUCCGAGUCUGGAGACUCUUUGAGAGCAAUUCUCUCUGAUCCUGUGACGGGAGCUCUGAUGGAUGAUGCAAUGAUAUUGCCUUGCGGGCAUUCCUUUGGAGGUAGUGGAAUACAGCAUGUUAUUAGAAUGAAAUCUUGCUAUACCUGUUCUCAGUCAAUUUCAGAAGAUUCAAUUGCCCCAAAUCUCUCUCUUCGAGCUGCUGUGCUGGCAUUCCGCCGGGAAGAAGAGUUACAAUUUUAUCGCUCAUCCAAAAGAAGAAGAGAAAGGUUUGACCAGGAAAAGGGUGGUUACAGUGAUUCAGUUCUUGUGGACACUCCAAGGGGUAGAGGUGUUCAGUUUCCAUUUGUAGUGACAGACCGAGUUAUUAUAAAGGGGAAUAAGAGGACACCGCAGCGCUUUGUGGGGCGCGAGGCUGUUGUCACAACACAAUGCUUAAAUGGAUGGUAUGUGGUAAAGACAUUGGAUAAUGCAGAGAGUGUAAAAUUGCAGUACCGGUCACUUGCCAAGGUAUCCGAUGAACCCUCAUCUAAGCCAAUGUCAAGCAAGAUGGGACCUAACUGGCUCUAG
Messenger RNA from Prunus armeniaca (apricot), 1335 nucleotides. The record is from the annotation of a GenBank genome assembly. NCBI's taxonomy places the organism in Eukaryota, Viridiplantae, Streptophyta, Magnoliopsida, Rosales, Rosaceae.